UCUCUCCUUCUACUAUCAUCACUUCUACAAGCUCAAAAAAUUGAGAUAAGAAAGAAAGAGAGAAACAUGGAAUAUUCUUCAUCUUCUAAACACAUGGCCACUUUCCUUCUCAUGGUAAUUUGCAGUACUUCUCACCUCAUAUACUCAACCUCAGCUUCUAGAAACCCCGUAUCCAAAACCAACACCGAGUUCAUUAGAACGUCAUGCGUCUCCACAACCUAUCCAAAACUCUGCUUUAGCUCUCUCUCAACUCACGCAAGCACAAUCCAAUCGAGCCCUCAACUUCUGGCCAUCACCUCCCUCAGCGUGACCCUUUCUUCGGCCAAAACGACGUCCGCCGAGAUGACGAGGCUGUCGCUGAGCCACGGCCUGAAGCCGCGAGAGGUUGACGCCAUGAAGGACUGUAUUGAGGAGCUGCGUGACUCCGUGGAUGAGCUACGUAAGUCCAUGGGAGAGAUGAGUCAACUCGUCAAGGGAAAGUCCGGUUUCAAGCUCAUGAUAAACGACAUACAAACUUGGGUUAGUGCUGCGUUGACGGAUGAGAAUACGUGCACUGAUGGGUUCGAAGAGAAACCUAUGAACGGGAACUUGAAGACUGCUGUGAGGGGCCAGGUUGUGAAUGUUGCCCAAUUGACUAGCAAUGCCUUGGCUUUGAUCAACAGAUAUGGCUUGAUUCAUGGUUAACUUUUUUUGGUUCUCGUCCCAAAAGCGUGGUUAAAUAUUAUGACAAAAAAAUAUAUUAAUGAACAUCACUGGUGUUACGCAUUACAACUAAUAUAAGACUCAGUUGCGAGAUCCAUUUUUUAUUAGUAAGUGAUGCUCCACCGGUUUCAAAUAUUAUUUUUUUUCCGUGUGAUUGUACGUUUACUGUUCUGAGUGAAAACAUAUAAUAUGCAUAUGUCUAGCUAGGUUGUGAUGGAUUGAUAUUGUAAUUUGUAUGUCAUUGCGAUACAUAGGUAGUCACAUACAAAGUGUGUGACUCUUUAAUUAAGAUAUAAAUGAUUGAAUAUGUAUUUAUAGAAUAUAUGGUACUAAACCUGUGCUCUAUUUUUAUUUCUUCCAUCAAAUGUGAAGCGGAAGCUAUAAUUGAUUGGUGCAAUAUUAUUGGUCA
This is a messenger RNA of Morus notabilis, 1111 nucleotides long. Its product is annotated as 21 kDa protein. The transcript has a single exon. The coding region runs from base 67 to 684 and encodes 205 amino acids. NCBI's taxonomy places the organism in Eukaryota, Viridiplantae, Streptophyta, Magnoliopsida, Rosales, Moraceae. Gene Ontology annotation, biological process: negative regulation of catalytic activity. Gene Ontology annotation, molecular function: enzyme inhibitor activity. The record is from RefSeq and is a predicted model, not a curated record.